UAAUUAAAUUUUAGUUUUAAGGGUGCAAAUUAUGUGUUUCAAAAAUAAAUGCCAUUGCACAAGUCGUAAAAAUAUAUCGAAGUGUCCAAAUGACAAUUAAUAAUUAAUUCAAUAAAAUCAUGGUGGUUAGAUAUUAUUGACCCUAGACCAUGGUUACUAGUUAUUCUUAACCUUUAAAUUAUUAUUAAUUUAAUGUAUAAUCACAUUCUUCACAACUGAUAAGAAAAGAAAAUUAAAAAUUGAUGGAUCACAAUAUUUUAAAUUUUAAAUUUUAAUGAUAUUUUAGCUAAUUGUUCAGGGCAUUGGUAUUCCUGUCAUAAUUUUAAUAACAGUUGCCAGUUAAUUUAAUAUUAUGGCUACACAUUAUUGUAGAAAAAUAUUUGGUAAAAAUCUGACUCACAACUUAAAAACUAGAAUUUGUCCAUCAUAUCUAUCAACAUUGCCUAAAUCACAACUUGAUAUUCCACAAGAUGUACAAUCUCUUCCUGAUGAAUCCAAAUUUAAGUUGUCCAACCCAGAUGCUUUUGAUGUAAAAAGUAUGGUUAGAAUUAAAAGCCUAUUUGAAGCUGGCGUGCAUUUUGGUCAUACAGAAGGAACAUUAGAUGAUAGAAUGAAACAAUAUUUGUAUGGUAACAGAUUAGGACAUUUAAUUAUAGAUUUAAAUCAUACUAAAAGACUUCUACAACAAGCCCUUAAUGUAACUGCACAUAUAUCAUACAGAGGUGGAGUAAUUUUGUUUUUGUGUCAAUCACCCCUCAAUUGUUUGACAGUUGAAAAUUGUGCAAAAGAAUGUGGUGAAUUUGCUCAUACAAGAUAUUGGCGAGAUGGUAUGUUUACAAACUCUUCAAGGAUUUUCAAAGCGGAAACCAGAUUACCUGAUCUGUGCAUUGUAUUAAAUACAUUGAGCAGUACAUCUAAGAACAAUAGUGGACAACAUAGUGUUCUCUCAGAUGCUGCAAAAAUGUUAAUACCAACUAUUGCUAUUGUUGAUACAGAUGCUAAUCCUAAUAUUGUGACAUACCCAAUACCAGGCAAUGAUGAUACACCAAGUGCUAUAAACCUUUAUUGUGAUUUAUUUAAAAAUGUUAUUCUCAAGGCAAAAAAAGUUAGAAAAGAAAUCUUAGAUAAAAAUAAAACAUAAGUACGACGUAAAAAUGUAUUUGUAUAAAAAGUUGUUGAAAAAAAUUAUAAAAUUAAUAAAUAUUAAUUUACGUAAACUGCGUUGAUAUCUUCAAGUUUGAAAAUGUUGAUGUCUUAUUCAUUGAUUGUCACGCAAUUUAUUAAUGGUUUUGUAGCCGUAGAGUUCAUACAAUCUGUAAAAUAUAGUUGAUUUUUUAAAUAUUCAAAUAAAUUUAAAAGAAUUAUUAUAUUAUGACAUACUUUGUAUUCACAUAUUAGAGCAUAAUUAUUUUGGUUUACACACUAAAUUAAAAAAAAAAUUAGAAUUGUAUUAACUAAUAGAUCGCCUGGAUGUGUUUCUUGGAGGACCAUGCUUUAUUUUGAAUAAAUAAAUUUAUUUUUAUUUUAUUUUA
This is a messenger RNA of Myzus persicae (green peach aphid), 1532 nucleotides long. It is a transcript of the gene mRpS2, whose product is annotated as 28S ribosomal protein S2, mitochondrial. The coding region runs from base 353 to 1141 and encodes 262 amino acids. The transcript has 4 exons. NCBI's taxonomy places the organism in Eukaryota, Metazoa, Arthropoda, Insecta, Hemiptera, Aphididae. The record is from RefSeq and is a predicted model, not a curated record. Gene Ontology annotation, cellular component: mitochondrial small ribosomal subunit; ribosome. Gene Ontology annotation, molecular function: structural constituent of ribosome. Gene Ontology annotation, biological process: translation.